AUGGAAAGCUCUUCUAGUUUUGUUAACCUGUUAACGAGUCAAGGGGCAGUUGACCUUGACUCAUUAGAAACUCCGGCGUUUAGUACCCAAUCUCCGCAAGAGGCAAGUGUGAAAGAAAGGAGAAAGUGGACUGUCAAGGACGAUUUAGUCCUCAUUGGGGCUUGGCUCAACACCAGCAAAGAUUCAAUUGUCAUUAACGAACAGAAAGGCGCUGCCUUCUGGAAGAGGAUUGUAGAGUAUUACAACUCCAGUCCUCUCCUCGUUGGGAUGGUGCCUAGAGAACUAGGGCAAUGCAAGCAAAGAUGGGCCAGGAUCAAUGAUCUGGUCUGUAAGUUUGCUGGCUGCUACGACACGGCCUUGAGGGAACAGAGAAGCGGGCAAAACGACAAUGACGUGAUGAAGGCUGCGUUGGAUAUCUUCAACAGUGACCACAACAUGAAGUUCAACUUAGAACAUGCGUGGAGGGAGCUUAGGCACGAUGUGAAAUGGUGUUCUACGUAUAUGGAGAAGGACAAGGAUAAGCGCAAGGCAACUCCAGUGCCAGAGCCAGAAGAAAGACCGGUGGGGGUUAAGGCUGCUAAGGCUGCGGGUAAGAGGCACAAAACUGGAAAAGAUGAAGAGUUAAGCAAGCUAGAAGGACUUAUGGAGCUGAAAAAGCAAAUCUCAAAGCAAAGUUUGCUAGAGAGUUUGCUAACCAAACCAGAGCCACUCAAUGAGAUGGAAUUGGCUCUGAAAACGAAACUGUUGUCUGAAUUGUUGUCAUGAGUGAUGGUUUGUUAGUGGUAGUUAUGUUUGCAUUACAAUGUUUGCGUUUUUUCUACUUUACUGACUCAUCUCAAAUGCUUUGUUUCAGGUGAAGUACAAGACAUGUGCCACAUGAAGACAAAUGAUGCUGUUUCAGUCACGGGUGUUUCUUUUUUCCUUGCGCAUGUGAACCAAUUCAGAGGUUCACGGGUUGUAUGUUUAGCUGCGGCUUUCUAUUGUUUUUUUAUAACCAUGUCACGGGUUCUAUGUAACUUUUCGUGCCUUUAUAAGGCAGUGUGUAAUGUUUCAUUUCUUGUACUCUAAACUUGAACCACUCCAUGUAUCAAACGUACGUUUAAGAAUUCUCAACAUUGUCUUUCGCUUGAUAAAGUCUUAAGUCUUCACAUAUCAAGGCUACAAGCCAAAUAUGGGAGAUGAAGUGGAUCGCAGAUUAAAUGCGGCUUUAGAUGAAGCUGUCGAUGAAUAUUUGGAAGAUACAUACAACGACAUCGUAAAGAAGCAAAAAAAGAAAGAGAGAAAACGUGCAUAUGUCGAAAGAAACCGCGAAGAGGGCCAUACCCGUCUAUGGAAUGACUACUUCAGUGAAAAUCCAACAUUUCCGCCUCAUUUAUUCAGACGCCGUUUCCGCAUGAACAAGGACGUUUUCAUGCGUAUUGUCGAUCGUCUCUCAGAAAAUUAUCCUUUCUUCCAACAAAGAAGAGAUGUUGUCGGAAGAUUAGGUCUAUCUCCACUAC
Brassica rapa (field mustard) is the source of this 1499-nucleotide messenger RNA. Its product is annotated as glutathione S-transferase T3-like. The record is from RefSeq and is a predicted model, not a curated record. NCBI's taxonomy places the organism in Eukaryota, Viridiplantae, Streptophyta, Magnoliopsida, Brassicales, Brassicaceae.